AAUAACCUGUGCAGGUCGUUUUUUUAACCUUGCUGAAUGUGGCUUUUGGAACCACCGUUUCGAACACCACUGAAAAAGUUAAAAAUUAAAUACUGACUUCAGCUAAAGUGUAGUUCCGCUAAACCGUUACCAAAUGUGUAUUUCUGUGACCUAAGUUGAGUCCACAUCACCUUCAAUGAUGUUUGGACAAACAUUGGUUUUUACGCAAAUUUUUUUACGUGAAAUAAGUAACAACUAACGCUACGCAGUCCGGAAGUUUCUAAGAAACCAAAACCUUUAUUUUGACACAUUUCUAGCUUGUUUCCAAGCAGGGUAUAAAACUUGGGUUGUUCCCAAGUCCAACUCAACAGACAUCAUGAAGACCUUCAAGAGUUUGUUGGCAAUUGUGGCAUUCUCAGCGGUCUCCGUAGUUCUUCCAGUGCAAGGUGCCAACCACUGGACGCCAGCCCUGAAGAAGUCCCUGUCCGAGGCCCAGGAACAAUGUGCGACAUAUCUACGCCUGGAUUCGGCCACGGUGGCGCGCUACAUCCGAGAGGGAUAUCCGUGUGAGGACCAGGUCCGGAAGCUCGUUCGCUGCACCCUGCUGAACCUGAACGUGUGGGACGACGAAAUCGGCGUGAAAACACACGCAAUCGUCAACUUCUUCACGCCGAUCCAGUCGGACACCUGCUACCAAAGCCGAACCGACAACUGUCUUCGCGAAAACGUAGAUCCGCUGCCGAUAGUUCAGGUUGAGCAACGCGCCUAUCAGGCGUUCCAGUGCUACUAUCGAUACUACGGCAAUGUGGUAGAGGAGCCUCAGUACAUCCCAAACAGUCUCGAAACUCGACGUGAAUUCUUCCGGGACGCCGUCACGAUCGCGAAUAUCCCCAGACCGAUCGUGGAGCAGUUCAGCACCGGAAAGCUGAUCGACGAGGAGCACUUUAGGGACGUAUUGUACGUGCACUGUAUCCGGGCCGGAUACUACGAUCCCAAGUACGGAUUCAACCUGAAGCACGUUGCGACCGAGUUUAACGUCACCGACAUUCUGAGCGAAAAGGUGGAACAGUGCCAGCGGCAGGUUCGGGAGCAGUGCUACGAGGAACCCCAGCGGAUGUGGCAGACGUUCAAGCAGUGCCACGAUCAUCAGGAGGCUGGCUACCAAAUUGCACAACUUGCUGCCAAGGAAUAUCUGGAGGAUACUAAACCACUUAUUGGGGAAGCUCGUGGAACGGGUUUUGUAGCGGGGUUUAAAAGUUCGCCAUUCCCGAAACUGAACUUCUGCUACAAUGGACAGUGCUGA
Messenger RNA from Culex pipiens pallens (northern house mosquito), 1282 nucleotides. RefSeq names its product general odorant-binding protein 45-like. The record is from RefSeq and is a predicted model, not a curated record. Gene Ontology annotation, biological process: sensory perception of smell. The transcript has a single exon. The coding region runs from base 356 to 1282 and encodes 308 amino acids. Gene Ontology annotation, molecular function: odorant binding. Lineage: Eukaryota; Metazoa; Arthropoda; Insecta; Diptera; Culicidae.